Saccostrea echinata is the source of this 513-nucleotide messenger RNA. RefSeq lists its product as uncharacterized. The record is from RefSeq and is a predicted model, not a curated record. NCBI's taxonomy places the organism in Eukaryota, Metazoa, Mollusca, Bivalvia, Ostreida, Ostreidae. The transcript has a single exon. Bases 1 to 513 code for a protein of 170 amino acids.
AUGUAUGCACACUAUACGAGGAAACACUAUCCCAGGAAAAUUCCUAUUGCUAUCGAGGACAAAGUCAAGGCAGAGCUAAAUCGCAUGACUGAACUGGGUGUUGUGGUCAAGCAAGAAGAACCUACCGACUGGGCGAACUCGAUGGUCACUGUCAUUAAACCGAAUGGCAAAAUCAGAAUUUGCAUCGACCCAAGAGAACUGAACAAGGCAAUCCUUCUUGAACACUAUCCACUGAAAACUGUGGAGGAAGUUAUAUCACAGAUGCCAAACGCAAAAAAAGUAUUUUCGAAACUCAACGCUACUAGUGGAUUCUGGCAGCUGAGACUGGAUGAAAAUAGCUCAAAAUUAUGUACAUUUAACACUUCCUUUGGCAGAUAUAGAUUUACACGUUUACCUUAUGGAAUCAAGUCUGCGCCAGAAGUUUUUCAGAAAGUAAUCUCGAAAAUGGUUUCUAAUAUUGACGGAGCAGAAGCAAUCAUUGAUGACAUUCUGGCGUGGGGAACCAAUCAAUAA